This is a messenger RNA of Helobdella robusta, 474 nucleotides long. RefSeq lists its product as hypothetical. Lineage: Eukaryota; Metazoa; Annelida; Clitellata; Rhynchobdellida; Glossiphoniidae. Gene Ontology annotation, molecular function: G protein-coupled peptide receptor activity. The record is from RefSeq and is a predicted model, not a curated record. The annotation marks the transcript as partial. Gene Ontology annotation, cellular component: membrane. The transcript has a single exon.
GACCACCUCUACUACCAAAUUUACUACGCAGCUAGAGUCGUCCUCAUCCAUUUUGUCCCAUGUAGUCUCUUAAUCAUACUAAACGCGCUUCUGAUAAACACGAUGAGACAAGCUAAGAAGCGACGGCUACAGCUGCUAAAAAUGAAUCGCCGAUCUGAAUGUCGCCGGCUAGCCGAAAGCACCCUAACGACUUUCAUGCUUGUGGUUGUGGUGGGCGUUUUUUUGAUAGUCGAAGUGCCAAUGGCGGUGGUUUUUACGAUGAUGAUGUUUGACAAUUCGCUAAAGCUAGAGCUGUUCAGCCCCAACCUCAGCGAGCACUUGACGGGCAUAGCUAACCUCUUCAUUUUAGUCAGCUACCCAUCCAACUUCUUCAUCUACUGUGUAAUGAGUACUAGAUUCAGGGACACAUUUAAACAGCUUAUUUGUUGCAGCAGAAGUAGAAGCAGCUCCCACAACAGCUGCUGUAGUAGUAGU